UCCACCACACCCCUCCUCAGCGCGAUGGCCAUCUCAAUCCAGAAGCGUGCGUUGGACCCCACGGCGCCGCUGGCGCAGUCGGCAUACCGGCGCAAGACGGCGCGCGGGCGCAUCCUCGCCGUCGUGCGCGAGCGCUACGUACGCGACGACGUGGCGUGCGGCGUGGCGCGCUGUGCGCUCUGUGCGGGCGGCCGCAUCCCGCGCACGGGGCGCCGCAACGGCAAGGUCGACGGCGCACAUGUGCUGCUGCUCGACACCAACGUGGUGCUGCAUCAGAUGGACCUGCUAGAGUCGCAGGCCAAGCUCGGGCAGCCGCACUUUACCCAUGUCAUUGUGCCGCAGACGGUGCUGGACGAGGUGCGGCAUCGCAGCUUGCCGCUCUACAACCGCCUGCAGGCCAUGCUCGACGAUCCCGAGGGCGCAUGGGCUCGCUUCUGGAACGAGGCAUGCAGCUCCACGGCCACGGUGCGGCAAGCAGGCGAGACGCCCAACAACCACAACGAUCGCGCCAUCCGCGAGACGGUCGCCUAUCUCGCCGAGCACCUGGCGCCGCUCAACGUCGUGCUGCUCUCCGACGACGCCGAGAACGUGCGCCUGGCAAAGCAGGCGGGCCUGACGGCGCUGCGCGUGCGCGAGUACGUCGAGGGCAUGCAGGGCAGUGCGGAGCUGCUCGACUUGCUCAGCACGCGCAGCUACGACACGCAGGCAGAGGCAGGCGAGCGCAAGGCUCUGUAUCCCUCGCAUUUGGCGCCCUCGGAGCUCGACGCCGGCGUCCGUUCCGGCGCUCUGCACUCCGGCUUCUUCAACGCCUCGCCGUACAACUACCUCGAGGGCACAGUGCGCACCGAUGCGUUCCCGCGCCCAGUGCUGAUUCGUGGGCGCGAGGCCAUGAACCGCGCCGUCGAUGGAGAUGUCGUGGCGGUACGCAUGCUGCCGGAAUCGCAGUGGAAGACCGAGACGGACGAGGUGCGCGAGGGAGCGGGAGAGAACGACGACGCCGGGAGUGAGGACGGCAGCGUGGUGGGUGAUGUCGACGAUGCAGAGGAGGAGGCGAAGGCAGCAGCCGACGUGGCUGGCAAGCCACGGCAACCGACGGGUGUCAUUGUCGGCGUCACUCGACGCAAUUGGCGCUCGUACGUGUGCACGCUCGAUGCUCGUACUCUUACAUCCUCUGCGCUCGGAUCGCUUGGCUCGACAUCCCUUCUGGCACUGCCUGUCGACGCCAAGAUCCCUCGCAUCCGAGUCCGCACACGCCAGGCCGCCACGCUGAUGGGGCAGAAAAUUCUCGUGGCGCUCGAUGAGUGGCGCCAGGGCUCGCGCUACCCUGACGGACACUUUGUCCGUGCGCUCGGACAGACGGAGAGCAAGGAGGCAGAGCAGGAGAGCUUGCUGCUGGAGCACGACGUGCCGUAUCGGCCCUUCUCUCGCGCCAUUCUAGACUGCUUGCCUACCGAGGGCGAGAGCUGGAAGGUGCCGCCCAAGGAGCAGGGCGGGCCGGCGUGGCGCGACCGCAUCGACAUGCGCGCAGAGCAGAUUUGCAGCAUCGACCCGCCCGGCUGUCAAGACAUCGACGAUGCGUUGCACGCGAAGCGUCUGCCCAAUGGCAAUGUCGAGGCCGGCGUGCACAUCGCCGACGUCUCGUACUUCGUCAAGGCCGACACGCCCAUGGAUGCCGAGGCUGCCUCGCGUGGCACGACGGUGUAUCUCGUCGACAAGCGCAUCGACAUGCUGCCGCACCUGCUCGGCACGAAUCUCUGUUCCCUGCGGCCCUUUGUCGAGCGGCUGGCCUUCAGUGCCGUGUGGGAGCUGACGCCCGAGGCAGACAUUGUCAAUGUGCGCUUCCACAAGAGUGUCAUUGCCUCCAAGGCGGCUUUCACGUACGAGGAGGCACAGCUGCGCAAAGACGACGCGAGCAAGAAGGACGAGAUCACUCAGAGCAUUCGACUGCUUAACGAGAUGGCCAUCAAGCUCAAAGCCAAGCGCAUGCAAGCGGGCGCCCUCAACCUCGCCAGUCCCGAGGUGCGCAUCCAUCUCGACUCGAGCGAGACGGCCGGGCCCAUCGACGUCGAGCAAAAGGAGCAGCGCGAGACGAACAGUCUCGUCGAGGAGUUCAUGCUGCUGGCCAACAUCAGCGUCGCGAAGCGCUGCUACGAGGCGUUCCCGCAGACGGCCGUGCUGCGGCGGCACUUGCCUCCGCCACGCACCAACUUCGAGACGCUGCAGGACAUUCUGCGCAAGUGCCGCGGCAUGCACCUCGACGUCUCUUCCUCUGGCGCGCUCGCUGCCUCGUUGGACCGCUGUGUCGAUCCAAAGGAGCCGGCGUUCAACACGCUGCUGCGCAUCAUGGCCACGCGCUGCAUGCUCAGCGCAGAGUACUUUUGCAGCGGCGCCGUCUCGCGCGACUCGUUUGGCCACUAUGGCCUGGCGGCGGAGAUGUACACGCACUUCACGUCGCCCAUCCGCCGCUAUGCCGACGUGCUGGCGCAUCGCCAGUUGGCGGCGGCCAUCGACUAUGCGCCCCUGCAUGCCAGUCUGCACAACAAGACGCACGUGGGCCAGAUUCUGGGCGUCGUCAACAAGCGCCACCGCUCGGCGCAAAUGGCCGGACGCGCAAGCGUCGAGUUCUGGGUCGGACAGGCGAUUGCCAAGAAGAAUCUCGACGCGGGCGGCUCCACGACCGUCGGCAAGGGCGAGACGCGCCUGCAUGAGGAUGCAUUUGUCAUUCGCACGUUCCGCAACGGCGUCUCGGUCUUCGUCAGCAGAUACGGACUGGAAGGCCUCAUCACCUUCAAGCAGGACUGCGACUUUGACGCCGAGGAGUACCGCGUCACGGUGCCGGCGGCCGUGUCUGGCCUGGCCAAGGACCUUACACUCGGCAUCUUUGACCGUGUGCGCGUCGAGAUCGGCGUCGAGAAGGACGCACACACGCAGCGCGGCCGCGUCAAGAUGGCGUUGAUCUUGUGAUUGCAUGCCGAUCAACAGGGGUAUCAGAUGUGUGUGUGGAGGGCGAGCGACCUGGCCCGCCCUCUCAGCGACACGAGUAGUGCGUCACGA
Messenger RNA from Tilletiopsis washingtonensis, 3054 nucleotides. RefSeq names its product putative DIS3 3`-5` exoribonuclease required for 3` end formation of 5.8S rRNA. Gene Ontology annotation, cellular component: nuclear exosome (RNase complex); cytoplasmic exosome (RNase complex). The transcript is spliced from 7 exons. Lineage: Eukaryota; Fungi; Basidiomycota; Exobasidiomycetes; Entylomatales. Gene Ontology annotation, molecular function: 3'-5'-RNA exonuclease activity; endonuclease activity; RNA binding. The record is from RefSeq and is a predicted model, not a curated record. Gene Ontology annotation, biological process: rRNA catabolic process. Bases 25 to 2964 code for a protein of 979 amino acids.